UUCUUAAACUUAUUUCUGUUUGUACUUCGCAUAUUAUUUUAAGUCACGAGUGCAAUACUGUUUUGCGUCCAGUAUUUCAAAUAUUUGCACGAGCACUGAGCGAUGUUGAUUUAGAUUUUUCAACAAAAAAAUAAGACGCCCUACGUAGCCUUGUGGGUUAUGAAGUACAAACACGUUUCUCGAGAUUUUCAUAGCUAUAGUUCUGGGUCACCAUAAAGACUGGAGUAAUACACACGACUUGCUCACAUUUGACAGACAGCUUGUUCAGAGGAAUACUCUUCGCAGUUCACUUUGUGCUAUCCUACUUCGUCAGUUUCUUACACUUUCUUUCUUUUUGGGGCAGCCUUGUAAAUGCAGAUGAAGUCAAUAUGAUGAAAACAGUGAUUUUAAUGGGGUUAUUACUCACUUGCAGCUGCCUUGCACAAAACUACGAAUUUGCAAGUGUUUUACAAGCAUUGACCGAGGCUAGCGGCUUACCUGCUAUUCAAUAUCUGGUACAGAAUCCGCCCACUGAGGAGUCUGGUCCUUGCUUGAAUGAUCUACAAACUUAUUUAUCGGAUCUAUCAGUCGGUGCAAGAUAUGCAAGGAAGUUUGCAACCUCGUUCGGUGACUUUCCAGACGAGAGUGUGGAAUUUACGUGGAAUGCGUAUGACUAUGGAGUCAUGGAACAAUGCUUAGAUGUGAACAAGGGUGAUGCAGAUGACUCGCCAUUUAAUACUCAUUACUGUAUGGCAAUGACUAUGAUAGCCACGGUAAGAAUGACCCGCUAUAGUGCUCAUUACUGUAUGGCGAUGACUAUGAUAGUCACGGUAAGAAUGACUCGGUUAGUGCUCAUUACUAUAUGGCAAUGA
Molecule: messenger RNA, 851 nt
Organism: Strongylocentrotus purpuratus (purple sea urchin)
Lineage: Eukaryota; Metazoa; Echinodermata; Echinoidea; Camarodonta; Strongylocentrotidae
Exons: 4
Coding region: 369-851 (160 amino acids)
Source: RefSeq, a predicted model, not a curated record